GUUAAGGUGAGACAAUGGAAGUGAUAAAUGCGGAUCAACAAUAAGUGACGACAACAUUGAACGUAUGAGCGUUGUGACUUAAUACAACUUGAAAUAGUAUAUAAAUAUACCAUAUUUUGCUAAAUAUUAUUUAUCAAUGUUUUCCUUGCAGAAUAAUAAUCAGGUGUUGUUUCACCUUACACAGUUAAUGUCAGCUGCCCUUAACCCAAGACGACCUUGUUCACCCCUAGUUUCAGGGACAAAAUCAACUCGCUCACAGAACGGAACUGGCCAACAGAAUGAGGGAGAUUUUGAUAUUUUGUGUUCACAUAGUCUAAAUACAGCCCUAGACAAUUGCAGUGAACUUAUUUUGAAACAUUUACCAAAAAUUAAAGCUGGAUUUGCAGAUAGGUUGGCAUCGUGGCUCUUCUGGAACCAGCUGACAAAUAGACCACUAUUGAAAACUAAAUUAACCUUACCAUGGCAAGUGACUUACACUUCAUCUGAAUCAUUUUUUGAAAAUAAGAAUGGCUUUCCUCAAGAGCAGCCUACAUGUUCCAGGUCUCCAACAGUCGUCAGUUUUUCAGAUACAUUUGCCAGAAGACUGUUGCACAGUAUGCAUGUCAGACGACCAUUUUUGUUUGAUAUCCAUGCACGUGGUUUUAAGACGGACCGCAGCAUCGCAGGAGAACAGUUACGAAACCCGACAGUAGGUACUCGUCUACGUGAGGCACUUGGCCUUUCAUUUGUAGGCAACAUUCCAGGAGGACAGCAAGGGAUAAGUAGUGGCAAUAUGGAAAAACUUGGUACUAUCCAUCAGCCUGAUGUGGAAGCAGAGAGGAUAAAAGUUCUGAUGACAGAUGAAACAUUGAGCAAAGAAGAACAGCAGCGAGUGAAAGUGGCGUUUGCAGAGGGCUAUCUGGCGGGAUCUGGUCAGAAGACACCGGGACGGACGAUGAAGUGGCUGAAGAUCAUUCAGCAGCUACUGACCAUUGUGAUCUUCUUGGCGAUAUUCAUAUCAUUUAUGGCUAGUGCAAGUGGCUCUAUGUUCCGCAUCCAGCUCGGCAGCCAGGUCGAGGUAGACCCAGAAGAAAUUCAUGUCACAUUUGAUGACGUAAAGGGCGUAGAUGAGGCAAAACAGGAGUUGAAGGAUGUUGUUGAGUUCCUCAAGAAUCCAGAGAAAUUCUCUACGCUGGGCGGCAAACUACCCAAGGGCGUGUUACUGGUCGGACCUCCGGGAACGGGAAAGACGCUCCUUGCCCGGGCAGUUGCUGGAGAAGCUGGUGUUCCCUUCUUCCAUGCAGCCGGGCCAGAAUUUGAUGAGAUUCUGGUGGGGCAGGGCGCCAGGAGAGUACGAGACCUGUUCAAGGCUGCAAAGGACAGAGCUCCAUGUGUCAUUUUCAUUGAUGAGAUCGAUUCAGUCGGAGCGAAACGAACUAACUCAGUGUUACAUCCAUAUGCUAACCAAACCAUCAACCAGCUUUUGUCAGAAAUGGACGGCUUCCAUCAGAAUGAGGGUGUGAUCGUUCUCGGAGCAACAAAUCGGAGAGAUGAUCUGGAUAAAGCCCUGCUCAGGCCAGGGAGAUUUGACGUGGAGGUGACUGUUCCUACACCUGACUUUGUAGGCCGCAAAGAAAUCUUGGACCUGUACUUGGGACGAGUUGUCAGUAAGAAUGUGGACGUCGAGAUACUGGCACGAGGGACGACUGGUUUCACGGGUGCCGAUCUCGAGAACAUGGUGAACCAGGCGGCUCUGCGGGCAGCCAUUGAUGGUGCUGACUCGGUUACCAUGAAAUACCUCGAGAACGCCCGCGACAAAGUUCUGAUGGGACCUGAAAGAAAAGCAAGAAUCCCAGAUGAAGAAGCAAAUGUUAUUACCGCAUACCAUGAGGGAGGCCAUGCCAUUGUGGCAUAUUACACAAAGGACUCUCAUCCCCUUCAUAAAGUUACCAUAAUACCACGAGGUCCUUCAUUAGGACACACAGCUUACUUACCUGAGAAGGAGCGCUACCACGUGACCAAAUCUCAGUUGCUGGCAAUGAUGGACACUAUGAUGGGUGGACGGGCAGCUGAGGAACUGGUGUUUGGUCCAGACAAAAUCACAUCUGGAGCUUCCAGUGAUCUAAAGCAAGCCACGUCGAUUGCUGUGCGCAUGGUCAAGGACUGGGGAAUGUCGGAAAAAGUGGGGCUGCGGACGCAUGAUGGAAAUAACUCGGGUUACGUUACGGUGAAUGAACUCAGUCCCAGCACAAAUGACCAGAUUGACUCAGAAAUCAAAAGGAUAAUGACGGAAUCUUAUGAUCGAGCAAAGAACAUCCUCAAAACACAUCAGCGAGAGCACAAGAUGCUGGCCGAAGCGCUGCUGAAACAUGAGACACUAAAUGCAGAAGACAUCAGGUUGAUCAUGGCAGGCAAAGAGGCCCCAGAGAAGACACAUCCAGUAUGACUGUGA
Messenger RNA from Zootermopsis nevadensis, 2431 nucleotides. RefSeq names its product ATP-dependent zinc metalloprotease YME1L (gene YME1L). Gene Ontology annotation, biological process: mitochondrion organization; protein quality control for misfolded or incompletely synthesized proteins. The record is from RefSeq and is a predicted model, not a curated record. Gene Ontology annotation, molecular function: metalloendopeptidase activity; ATP hydrolysis activity; ATP binding. Lineage: Eukaryota; Metazoa; Arthropoda; Insecta; Blattodea; Termopsidae. Gene Ontology annotation, cellular component: mitochondrial inner membrane.